AUGGUGAGCCGCGAGAAGAAGCUCAAGCGGGAGCUCAACAAGCGCGCCAAGAAGUUCAUGAAGGGCGACACCGUCAACACCAAGAACAUCAAGGACAAGAAGACCAAGGCACACGUCAGGUACGCCAACGUCCUCGCCGAUAACGCGGCGACGGACGCCGCGCUUCACGAGAAGUGGCUCCUGCCAUCCACCCCCGGGGCCAUCGAGGUCGAGGGCGACGAGCGCACGUGGCGUAUCAAGCAGGACGAGAUCAUGAAGGCGGUGGACAUCAACGCGGCGAGGAAGGCGUUCGACCUAUCCCUCCCGACCCUCGGGCCGUACUCGGUGGACUUCACGCCGAACGGGCGCGACCUUCUCAUCGGCGGCAGGAAAGGUCACGUCGCCAUGAUUCGCUGGUCCGACUACAAGCUCGUGACCGAGGUUCAACUCAAGGAGACGGUGCGGGACGUCAAGUUUCUGCACAACGGUCAGUUCUUCGCGUGCGCGCAGCGAAAGUACGCGUACAUCUACGACAACCGCGGCCUGGAGGUUCACUGCCUGAAGGACCACACGGAGGUGAACCGGCUGGAAUUUCUCAACCACCACUUUUUGCUGUGCACCGUGGGAGACCAAGGCGUGCUGCGGUAUCAGGACACCACUCACGGCAAGAUCAUCGCGCAGCAUCGCACGAAGCUCGGUCCGUGCGAUGCGAUGCGCCAGAACCCCACGAACGCCAUCAUUCACCUCGGCCACUCCAACGGCACCGUCACCCUGUGGUCGCCCAACAUGGGGCACUCGCUCGUGAAGAUGCUGUGUCACCGGGGGCCGGUGCGGUCGCUCGCGGUCGACAUGACGGGGCGGUACAUGGCGACGUGCGGCGCGGACUCGCAGGUGAAGACGUGGGACGUUCGCAUGUACAAGGAGGUUCACAGCUACUACUCGGCGGUUCCCGCGGUGCACGUCGACAUCUCGCAGCGGGGCAUGCUCGGCGUCGGAUACGGAGGACGGGUUCAGAUCUGGGACCAGGCCCUGAGCGGCCCGAAAGCCCAGGCGCCUUACCUGAACCACCAGUUCAGGCGCGGCGAGAUCGUCCGAGAUUUUGCGUUCUGCCCGUACGACGACGCUAUUGGUGUGGGUCACAGCGGCGGGUUCAGCAACCUCAUCGUUCCGGGCGCGGGCGAGCCCAACUACGACUCGAUGAUUGCCAAUCCUUUCGAGACGAGGAAUCAGCGCAGGGAGCAGGAGGUGGCGCAGCUCAUGGACAAGCUGCCGCCGGAGAUGAUCCAGCUGGACCCGGACGGCAUCGGCGUCGUGCGCGCGGUGCCCAAGGAGGUGCAGAAGGAGAGGCGAGAGAAGGCGCUGGAGGCGGAGAUGGCGGCGAGGCGGGACAAGCGCGAGGCCAACCUCGAGAAGACGAGGAUGAAGGGGAAGAACAAGACGUCGAAGAGGUACCGAAAGAAGCAGGCGAACGUCGUGGACGACAAGAAGCUCCGCGCGCGCAUGCUCGCGGAGGAGACGAAGCAAAAGGCGGCCAAAGCGAGGGGCGAGGGCGGGCGGGCCACCGGAGGCGGCGCGGAGGGCGGCGGGGCGAUGCCGGCGCAGACGGCUGGCGCGGCUUCAUCCGCGCCCGUCGCGCCAAAGGACGUCAGCGCCGCGCUGCGACGGUUCUACAAGUGA
Molecule: messenger RNA, 1656 nt
Organism: Micromonas commoda
Lineage: Eukaryota; Viridiplantae; Chlorophyta; Mamiellophyceae; Mamiellales; Mamiellaceae
Exons: 1
Coding region: 1-1656 (551 amino acids)
Biological process (GO): maturation of SSU-rRNA from tricistronic rRNA transcript (SSU-rRNA, 5.8S rRNA, LSU-rRNA)
Cellular component (GO): nucleolus; small-subunit processome; 90S preribosome
Molecular function (GO): protein binding
Source: RefSeq, a predicted model, not a curated record